Messenger RNA from Closterium sp. NIES-65, 3486 nucleotides. Lineage: Eukaryota; Viridiplantae; Streptophyta; Zygnematophyceae; Desmidiales; Closteriaceae. The record is from the annotation of a GenBank genome assembly.
AUGUUCGCGACAUUAGCGGAAAGCGAGAAUAUGAGGAAGCUGAUACGGAAGCGCCUAGACCCAUGGCAGACAGUUGGGGGGGAAAUCCUCGCGGCGGAGGCCGCGGGAGAGGCGGAAGAGGUGGAAGUGGCGGAAGAGGCGGAAGUGGCGGGCGAGGCGGACGAGGCGGGCGAGGGUUUAGCGGAUCAUUUGGGGGUUCAAGGGACUCGCAAGGUUCAGGGUAUAAGGGAGGUUGGGGCGGGGCUGGGCGGGGAUCGGAUGGAGGAGGGGGAAGACGAGGGGGAGGCUGGGGAGGCGGGCGCGGAAGAGGGGACGAGAGGGGCGGAAGAGGCGGGGGACGGGGCGAGUGGGGUAGACAGCAGGGCGCAGCUGGCGGAGCGAUUGGGCGCGGAGGGAGCGCCAGCCCCGGCGACUCGAGAAAGCGCAAGUUUGAAGGCGCAGGCGGAGGUUCCAGCGACGGUGGAGGGGGAGGCGCGCGCGGGCGAGGGUGGGGGAGAGGCGGCGGGCGCGGGAGGGACGGGGGACGAGGCGGGGGACGGGGCGGCGGACAGGGGCGGGGGGGAGGAAGAGGGGAGAGCGCACCUAGCGGACCGAUGGAUAGGAAGCAGAGGAAGGUGCGUGCAAUGGCACUCAUGGCAUUCGUCGGCUUUAAAGCACCUCGUCAUUCCCAUGAACACCGUCCCUCCUUUGAACCCUGUUCCCCCCUCAAAACCCUUCCCUUUUGUCCACCUCUCCUACCCUCUUUUUCUCCUCUCCUCCACCGCUCCCCCUCCUACCCUGUCUCCCUCCUUCCUCUCCCUCCCCCCUCCUCCCCGUUCCCCCUCCUACCUUUUGCCCUGCGCACAGGAGUUGGCGGAGGCGCGGAAGAAGCGCCGCCGCCCGCUCUUUGAUCUCGAGAAGGAGUUGACGCUACUGUGGGAGAAGAGUCGGCAGAGGAACAUCGACAUGGAGAAGAAGCGCAAGCUGGUGACAAUGAUGACAGCGAAGAUGAAGGGGAAGAUGGUGGAGAUGGCGCGCUCACACACCGUGUCACGAGUGCUGCAGAUGUGUGUCAAGCACGGCCGCAAGGAGGAGCGGGAGGCUGUGUUUUCUGAGCUGCGCCCGCACUGCCGUGAGCUGGCAGUGCAUCCCUACGCGCACCACUUGGUCAACCGCAUGAUGGACCAUGCGAGCAAGGAGAAGAAGCACGACAUCGUGGGGCAGCUGAGGGGCCAUGUGGUGGAGAUGAUGCGGCACCCUGUCGCCAGUGCUGUCAUAGAGCAUGCAUAUCAACUCUCCCCACCCCCUCAGCGAUCAGCCCUAGCAUCCGAGUUCUUUGCGCCAGACUUCCGCCUCUUCCCCUCGCUCGCCCUCCCGGGCGCCGGCCGCCUCUCCGACCUCCUGGCCAACCUCCCCUCGGGCACCUCCCGCCAAUCAGUGCUGCAGCACCUGGAAACUUCCCUGCAGCCGAUCCUGGAGAAGGGCAUAGUGGAUCAUUCCCUGUUCCACCGCGUGCUAGCGGACUACCUGGGCGUCAUCUCCAAGAGGGAGGUGGCGGAGGUGAGGCAGCAGCUGAUGGGGGCGCUGCUGCUGCGCAUGGUGCACACGCGGGAUGGGGUCAGGAUCGCCAAUACUAUGGUGGCACAAGCAACUCCAAAGGAGAUGCGGCGGGUGGUGAAGGCGCUCAAGGGGGUGGUGGCGCGGGUGAUGUGUGACGACCACGGCCACCUGCUGCUGCUGCAGCUCUUAGAAUCCGCCUCGUCAGGCCCAAUCAACCGGUUCGUGAUCAAGGAGCUCUUGAAGGACCUGUUGGAGGUGAUGCAGGAGCGCAUUGGCCGCCGGUUCCUGCUGCAGCUGCUGGCCCCCUCCUCCCACCGCUACCUGCCGCCCGAUGCCGCCCAGGCCAUUGUGCUGGGCGGCAGAGUGGUGGAGGAGGUAAAGGAGGAGAAGGAGGAAGAAGGGGAGGAGGGGGAGGAGGAGGGAGGUGAGGAGGGAGAGGAAGGGGAGGAAGAGGAGAUGAUGGUGGAAGGGGAGGAUGGAGAGGAGGAAGGAGAGGAGGGGGAGGAGGAGGGGGAGGAGGAAGGGGAGGGAGGGGAGGAUGAGGGAGAGGAAGGGGAGGAAGGAGCGGAAGGAGAGGAGGGAGAGGAGGGGGAGGAAGGGGAGGAGGAGGAAGGAGAGGAAGGAGAGGAAGGAGAGGAGGGAGAGGAGGAAGGAGAGAAAACGAUCAAGCCCGGGAAGAAGAAGGGGAAGCUGGAUGGCAAGAAGAGAAAGGCGGCAGCAGCAGCAGCUGCUGCGUUGGAUGAUAGUGAUGAUGAUGAUGAGGAGGAGGAUGAAGGGGAGGAGGAGGGCGAGGGAGGGCAGGGGUCCCGGUCCCUUGCGAAGAGGAGGAAGCUUCUGGUGGAUUCGGGGUUGGCAGAGGAGAUGCUGAAGCUGGCAACGGAGCAUGCAGGAGCCAUGCUCACCUCUCAGUUCGCCUCUGAUGUCAUCUACGAGGUAAGAUGCACUGUUACAGUUUCGUAUAGCUUGCCUGAGGAGGGGACGCAUCUCUGCUCGCCGGCCACCACCUUUCACUCCUGUCUCCUCUGCACUCUGCCAUCGCUGCUGAAGCUGCUGCUCCCCCACCCGCCACGAAUACUGCUCCCUGCCUUCCCUCCCUCCCUGUCUCGCCUCCCCCAGCUUGCCCGAGGAGGGGACUCCUCUCUGCUCGUCCAGCACCACCCCUCGCUCCUCUCCGCUCUGCACUCUGCCAUCGCUGCCGAAGCUGCUGCUCCCUGCCUCCCACUAAUACUGCUCCGUGCCUUCCCUCCCUCCCUGUCUCGCCUCCCCCAGCUUGCCCGAGGUGGGGAUUCUUCUCUUCUCGCCCUGCACUGCCCCUCACUCCUCUCCGCCCUGCACUCUGCCAUCGCUGCCGAAGCUGCUGCCCCCCGCCCCCCUGCUGCUGCUGCCACAGCUGAGAACGCCAAGAGCGAGAAGGGAAAGAAGGGGAAAAAGGGGAAGGGGAAGAGCAAGGAGGGACAGGGUGAGGAGAAGGAGAAGGCAAAGGAGGAAGGGGAGGAGGGGGAGGAGGGGGAGAAAGCAGAGGGGGAGACGGAGGAGCAACAGAGCCAUGUGUUGGAGGACUUCUUUGGGAGUAGAGUGCUCAGGAGACUGGUGGCUGAUGAGGAGAGGCUAGCAGCUGCAGCAGCUGUGGAAGGAGCAGAAGAAACGGCAAAGGCAGAAGAAGAAGCAGGAGGGGAAGGGGAAGGGGAAGGGGAAGGGGAAGGGGAAGGGGAAGGGGAAGGGGAAGGGGAGCCUUUUUGUGCUGUGUUGUGGCGAGAGGCGUUGCAAGGGCGGUGCAGGGAGUGGGGCACAGGACACAGCGCCAAAGUAGUGGCAGCACUGGCCCAUGCCCCUCACAAGCCAACAAAAGACGCCGCCCUGAAAGAAAUGGCAGCAUUCCUUGAUAAGCCCGAAUUUGCAGCACUGAAACGGCUGGUGGAGAGUCCUCCCACGCACCACCACCACUAG